AUGAUCAAGUUCGACCCAAGACCCCCAAUCCUCGCCUCGGGCCUCCAGGAACUAGCGCUCAACGCCACCGUCUGCCUUGGCCAGCUUUUGUCCCAGGGCUCGAUUGCCAUGGCUUUAAGUACCAUGAAUGUCAUAUCAGAGUCGUUUUCACGCUUGCGUGGUGAAGACAUACCCCAGUCUCAACAGGUAUGGUUUAUGGGCUCGUACGCCUUGACUUUGGGCACGUUUAUCUUGGUUUCGGGCCGUUUGGGCGACCUCUUUGGCCUUAAGAAGAUAUUCACUAUCGGCUGGUUCUGGGCCACGUUGUGGUGCCUUAUUACUGGUCUCUCUUACUACUCGCAUUCCUCGGAGUUCUUUAUAGUAUGCCGUGCUUUCCAAGGUAUAGGCUUUGCGUUGAUCUUGCCUUGCGGAAUGGGCAUUUUGGGUACGGUUUAUCCCAAUGGAAAACGUAAGAACUUGGCAUUUGGCUGUGUGGGUGCUGCUGCUCCUGCUGGCGCUACUAUUGGCUGUCUUAUGGCUGGUGUGGUGGCCCAGACAUGGUGGUGGCCCUGGGCUUUUUGGCUUCUUAGCAUUACAUGCUUUCUUCUUGGCUGCCUUGCGCUUUAUGCUAUUCCCGAGGGCUUCGAACAUAAACAGCCUACGUUGAAGGAAGCGUACGAGAAGUUUGACCUUAUUGGUUCUGUUCUCGGUAUCGUGGCUCUUAUUUUAUUUAAUUUUGUCUGGAACCAGGGCCCCGUGGAUGGCUGGCUGUCGGCAUAUAUUAUUGUGCUUUUGGUGGUUAGUGUGUUGCUUAUAGCAUUGUUCUUCUUUUACGAGCUUCACAUGGCCAAACAUCCCCUUUUACCUCGAGGCAUCUUUACUUUCCGUGUGGGUCUUGUGCUUUCAUGCAUGGGUCUCGGCUGGGGCCUGUUUGGUGUCUGGCAGUACUACUACUGGAGCUUUAUGUUGAACUUGAGAGAGUAUACACCUAUUAAUACCGCUUUAACUUAUAUACCGCUUCUUGUGUUGGGUGUUUUUGCGGCACUUAUCGUUGGGUUCUUUAUUUCAAAGAGAAACGCCCCGUACAUCAUCUUUUUUGCCAUGGUUGGGUUCAUGUGUGGUCUCAUUUUCCUUAGUAUCCUUCCUAUUGACCAAACCUUCUGGCGUCUUUCGUUUGGCCAGAUGUUCUUGUUGACCUGGGGAAUGGAUUUCUCGUUCCCAGCUGCAUCUUUAAUUUUAUCUGACUUCUUGCCAAAGGAGCAUCAAGGCAUGGCCGGGUCGUUGGUUAAUACCGUGGUCAACUACUCCGUCUCCUUAUUUUUGGCCAUAGGAAGUACCGUCGAAAUUGAGGUUUUCGAAAAAACUAAUGAUACCUUACAAAGCUACAGAGCUGCUGCCUACUUUGGUACAGGCAUAGCAGCCUUGUCUGUGGUGAUUUCCAUUAUAUUUAUUUUCACAGAGCACGGCAACGACUCUUUACCUGAGUACCACAGCGACGAGGUCAAAGAAUCGAGCAGUAACGAGUCGACUUGA
Molecule: messenger RNA, 1512 nt
Organism: Candidozyma haemuli
Lineage: Eukaryota; Fungi; Ascomycota; Pichiomycetes; Serinales; Metschnikowiaceae
Exons: 1
Coding region: 1-1512 (503 amino acids)
Biological process (GO): transmembrane transport
Cellular component (GO): membrane
Molecular function (GO): transmembrane transporter activity
Source: RefSeq, a predicted model, not a curated record